Lathyrus oleraceus (garden pea) is the source of this 624-nucleotide messenger RNA. RefSeq names its product agamous-like MADS-box protein AGL62. Gene Ontology annotation, biological process: positive regulation of transcription by RNA polymerase II. Gene Ontology annotation, molecular function: RNA polymerase II cis-regulatory region sequence-specific DNA binding; protein dimerization activity; DNA-binding transcription factor activity, RNA polymerase II-specific. The coding region runs from base 1 to 624 and encodes 207 amino acids. The transcript has a single exon. Lineage: Eukaryota; Viridiplantae; Streptophyta; Magnoliopsida; Fabales; Fabaceae. The record is from RefSeq and is a predicted model, not a curated record.
AUGUCAGGCGAGAAGAAAAGUCGGGGUCGUCAAAAGAUCGAAAUGAAAAAAAUGAGCAAUAAGAGUAAUUUACAGGUGACUUUCUCAAAACGUCGUAGCGGACUCUUCAAAAAGGCUAGUGACCUUUGCAUCCUUUGUGGUGUAGAUGUUGCUCUUUUUGUAUUUUCACCUAGUGAAAAGGUAUUUUCUUUUGGUCACCCUAAUACUGAUGAAGUUAUAGAUCGUUAUCUCUCUCAGAUCGCACCCGAAAACAACAACACCAAGCAAUUCAUUAAGAUUCACCGCAAUGCUAACGUAUGUGAGCUUAAUGCUGAGCUGACUCAAGUCAACAAUAUGCUAGAUGCUGAAAAGAAGUUAGGUGAUCAACUGAUUCAAUUACGCAAAGCGUUCGAGGUUGAGUUUUGGUGGGCUUGUCCAAUUAACGGGAUGAAUAGGGUUCAAAUGGAAUUAUUCAAAAAUGCUUUGAAAGAGCUUAGGAGUCUUGUUGCACAACAUGUUAAUAGACUUAUAAUUCAAAGUGCUCAUACUCAAACUCUUCAAUUUUUUAUUGGCAAUACCUCAUCCUCUAACAUUAAUCUCCAUCACCUUCCAAAUCCUAAACAAGUUCAAAUGUUUCAACCAUAA